AAAUUUUCGCGCUCGAUUCGUCUUCUCUGUAUCUCCCGGAGCUCCGGGACUUUUGGCGGAGGAGAUGAGGAGCUUGUUGUUGUGGGUUGCGGUGGUCGUGUGCUUGCUAUGUUCAGUCGCGGCGGUGGUUCAAAGCGGAUCUAGCGAUGGAUUUGGGAAACCGAGAGAUACUGAUACUGCGAUAUCUUUUCUGGAGUAUAAAUUGAUGGCGCCUUCGGUUCCAAUGGUACCUCUCACCUUGAUUCAGGGAGCUGACUCUAAAGGAGCUGUGUGCUUAGAUGGGACGCUACCUGGUUAUCAUUUAGAUCGUGGUUUUGGUUCAGGUGCUAACAGUUGGCUUAUCCAGCUUGAGGGUGGAGGAUGGUGUAACAACCAUAGGAGCUGUGUUUAUCGCAAAACAAGUAGGCGUGGUUCCUCUAAGUUCAUGGAAAAAGCUUUGGCCUUCACUGGAAUAUUGAGCAAUAAACCUGAAGAGAAUCCUGACUUCUUUAAUUGGAACAGGAUCAAGUUGCGCUACUGUGAUGGUGCGUCUUUCUCUGGCGAUAGUCAGGACGAGAGUUCUCAACUUUUCUAUCGAGGACAACGAAUCUGGCAAGUGGCUAUGGAAGAAUUCCUGUCUUUAGGCAUGAAGCAAGCAAACCAGGCUCUGCUUUCUGGAUGUUCAGCUGGUGGAUUAGCUUCCAUCUUGCACUGUGAUGAGUUCAGGGAACUAUUACCUAGUUCCACGAAAGUAAAAUGCUUAAGUGACGCUGGAAUGUUUCUGGACGCAGUGGAUGUCUCUGGUGGCCACUCGCUUAGGAAUAUGUUCCAAGGUGUUGUUACAGUGCAGAACCUUCAAAAGGACUUGUCCAGUACUUGUACAAACCAUUUAGAUCCGACUUCGUGCUUCUUUCCACAGAACUUGGUUUCAGACAUCAAAACCCCAAUGUUUCUUCUCAACACAGCAUAUGACUCUUGGCAGAUCCAAGAGAGCUUAGCUCCUCCAACUGCUGAUCCAGGUGGCAUCUGGAAGGCAUGCAAAUCAGAUCACUCGCGAUGUAAUUCAUCGCAGAUCCAAUUUUUCCAAGAAUUCAGGACCCAAAUGGUGCUUGCUGUAAACUCAUUCUCAAACUCUGACCAGAACGGUCUUUAUAUAAACUCUUGCUUCGCGCAUUGUCAGACUGAAAGACAGGACACUUGGUUUGCUCAAGAUUCUCCUCAACUAAACGGAAAGAGAGUAGCAGAGUCUGUAGGUGACUGGUACUUCGACCGGGCAAAAAAUGUCAAAGCCAUCGACUGUCCUUACCCGUGCGACACAACAUGUCACAAUCUGAUUUUCGAGUGAGUAAAUCGUUCAAACCCAUUUCUCUGAUUCUUUCAAACGUAUACCAUUAUUGCUUGAAAAUCCUUCCAUAUUUAUCCUAACUUCCAAAUCUGUAAUAUUGGUGUAUCUCAAAUGAGAAUCAUUUUGUUUGUCGAUUCAGAUCAUAAUUUAUAUUUGUAUGACUUCAUUUUUCGAUUGAAAUAAGCUUUCUUUCGAUGU
Arabidopsis arenosa is the source of this 1522-nucleotide messenger RNA. The record is from the annotation of a GenBank genome assembly. Lineage: Eukaryota; Viridiplantae; Streptophyta; Magnoliopsida; Brassicales; Brassicaceae.